Molecule: messenger RNA, 1514 nt
Organism: Ochotona curzoniae (black-lipped pika)
Lineage: Eukaryota; Metazoa; Chordata; Mammalia; Lagomorpha; Ochotonidae
Gene: PTAR1
Product: protein prenyltransferase alpha subunit repeat containing 1
Exons: 7
Coding region: 1-1290 (429 amino acids)
Biological process (GO): protein prenylation
Cellular component (GO): cytoplasm
Molecular function (GO): protein prenyltransferase activity
Source: RefSeq, a predicted model, not a curated record
AUGGCCGAGACGAGCGAGGAGGUGGCGGUGCUGGUGCAGCGGGUGGUCAAGGACAUCACCAACGCCUUCAGGAGGAACCCGCACAUAGAUGAGAUUGGCCUGAUUCCCUGUCCUGAAGCACGGUAUAACCGGAGUCCCAUAGUCCUGGUUGAAAACAAGCUUGGCGUGGAGAGCUGGUGUGUCAAGUUCCUUCUGCCAUACGUGCACAACAAGCUCCUCUUGUACAGAACGAGGAAGCAGUGGCUGAACAAAGAUGAGUUGAUAGAUGUCACAUGUACCCUGCUGCUUCUAAACCCAGACUUUACCACUGCAUGGAACGUGAGGAAAGAGCUGAUCCUCUCGGGCACUUUAAAUCCAAUUAAGGAUUUAUAUCUGGGAAAAUUGGCCUUAACGAAAUUUCCAAAGAGUCCAGAAACGUGGAUUCACAGGCGGUGGGUGCUACAACAGCUAAUUCAGCAAACUUCCUGGCCUUCCUAUGUGACCAAAGGAGUUUUGGGAACAAUUCCUGCAGAACGGACAAGGCAGCUAAUACAGGAAGAGAUGGAAGUGUGUGGGGAAGCAGCGGGGAGAUACCCUAGCAACUAUAACGCAUGGUCCCAUCGCAUCUGGGUUCUGCAAAAGCUGGCUAGGCUGGACAUCCAGAUUCUUCUUGGUGAACUAUCUUCUACUAAACGUUGGGCAUCUAUGCACGUUUCAGACCACAGUGGAUUUCACUACCGCCAGUUUCUGUUAAAGUCUUUGAUUAGCCAAGCUGUUGUGGACAGUUCUACCGUGGAGCAAAACUCUUUGAGAAGUGAGCCAGCCCCCGUUCUUCCUAACGAUGAAGCAGCAGCGGCUUCAGCAGCAGAACCAAGCAUAAGUCCUCCCCAUCUUCUAGAAGAAGAAGUUGAAUUCACCACUGAUCUUAUUGACUCUUAUCCAGGACAUGAAACUCUGUGGUGUCAUAGACGGCAUGUGUUCUACCUUCAGCAUCAUUUGAACAGCAGGUUUCGUCACCACGGGACCCCACUGCCCUCUGCAGACAACUCUGGGAGGACCUCGAGUGCCUUGCACCUCAUCGCAGCAGGCCCCCCGACUUCUCAGACAAUGGACGUGGAUGGACUGAAUGACCCCAGCAAGCAAGGCUACUCCCAGGAAACCAAGCGCUUGAAGCGGACCCCAAUCUCAGACUCCCUAGGUCUAGAAAUGGAACACAGAUUCAUUGAUCAAGUGUUGUCCACUUGCCGGAACGUAGAGCAAGCCAAGUAUGCCAACGCAUACAGGAAAUGGCUGGUUACUUUGAGUCAGUGAACAAUGUGGAACGAUCCUUCAGAAUUCCCUUCUUAGUGCAAUAUCGCUUCCCUUUCUGAUUUACGUGCUUGCAUGAGCUGUCUGCUGUUGUAGGCUGACGAUUCUUCAUCUCUAAGCUGAAAGUAAAUGCUUCGUUUUAUUUAUUUUGCUCAGAACUGGUAUUCCUUUGGGGAUAAAAUAAUUGUAUCAUUUCUUCCUGCUAACGAUGAGUUUUAAAGUUGUAA